AUGAAGAGAAGUUUUGAGCAAGCCUUGUUGGGUGAGAGUAGUACUACCAACCAUGACAUGAGUAGUAGCAGCGAUCAUGCACAAGAGGCAGACACCACUACCAACUCGUCCUCAAUAACAACAACAACAACAACUUUAAAUCCUACGACUGUUGUGAACAAUAGACCACAACAAGCAUCUCCGAAUGAAACGAGUUCACUCACAACCACUCAACCACCAUCAUCACACCAACAACAAGCCUUUUCCGAUCCAUAUCAUCGGAUCACACCACUCAUGACUUCAAUAGGAUCACCUCAUCAUUCCAAUCAUGUCAUGAUUCAACAACAACUACCACAAACACAACAAACUCAACCCUCACAACAAAUGCCAUCUUCAACGAUUCAUUCACACUCUUCCAUGCUUCAUCGAUUGGCCAUUCACAAUGCCACUAUGAAUACAGUGAAUGCCAUUCAACAACGAUCAAUACCGCAUUCUAUUCCAUCUUCUUCUCAACAUUCUAUGCCAUCUUCUUCUCCUCCUCAACAACAUCAACAACAUAAUCAACAUAAUCAACAACAACAAACAUCACAUGGAAUAAUGACAUCCAAUCAUUCAUCACCUCCUUCCAAGAAAUUAAAAUCUCAAACAUCAUCACCAACCAAUCCAAGUCAAGCAUUACCUCCCAAUUUACCAAAUCUUUUACCAAAUUUAAUGGGCAAUAGUUUACCACCUUUGAGUAAUUUCUUAUUUACACCUCCUCCUUUUUUACAAGCUGUGAGUCGAUCACGAUCGAAUUCAUCCUCUUCAACAAAUUCAACCACACCAAAUUCUUCUCAACCGAUUCAUAGCUCUUCUUCUUCUCAAUUGAUCCAUAGUUCUUCACCAAGAAAUAGAUCUAAUUCAACAAAUUUAUUACCUUCUAAUGGUGUGAUCAACUCGUCCAAUAUGGUGAUCAACUCAUCCAAUAUGAUGAUCAACUCAUCCACACAAUCAUUCAAUAACACACUCUCUAACCCUUCUACUGUGGUGGUUCCUUCAGGUAUUCCAGUAAAUUCCUCACAAAAUUCUUCAAAAAGUCAUCCAAUCACUUCAACAGGACCUCUUCCUCCUUCUCAAGAUACAAGAAGUCAAAAAUUAAAAGAUACUUGGGUUGAAGUUUACAAAAGCUUAAAAAAACUGGAAGCUUUUGUGAGUCAAAAAACAACACAAUCUUGUACAAGGCCUUGGGAAAAUAACGAACAUGUCACUCUAUUUACAAUAAUUUAUGAUUUAUGCAUUUUACCUGAUUCUGUUUAUUAUGAAGAUCAGCUCUAUAUUCUCUAUUCUAUUUAUAUCAAGAAAUAUUUACAAACAACCAUUGUACCAUGUUUGAAAGACAAACAUUCUGAAGAUUUGUUAAAUGAAAUUGUUUUUAUUUGGGGAAAUUUUAGAGAUAUAUUUGUGAAAUUUUGUUCCUAUAUAUUUAAAUAUUUAGAUCAAUUUUAUGUUGUUUCAAAUUCCAAACGAACAUUACGAUCUGAAGCAUUUUACUCCUUCAAAACAGUUGUGUUUGAUGGAAUGAAAACUACUCUGAGACAAAUUAUUCUAGACAAGAUUGAUCAAGAUCGAAAAAAUUUCAAUUCCGAUACCUCCUUUUAUUUAUCUCAAAGACAUUUAUUGAGACAAACUCUUGAAUUAUUCAUUGAAUUGGAUCAUUCAAAUUUUGUACCAAUUCCAGACUAUGUUUCUCAACCACAACGUGAAAGUAUUGGUGGUAACAUUACUAACAUUUCUUCAUCAUCCAAUUUGAGUGUAUUGAAUUCUCAUUUGAAUUCUCAUACGAAUUGCCAUCUUCACUGUGAAGAAUAUGUUCAAGAUUUUGAAAAAUUUGCUGAAAAAGAAACGAGAGAAUUUUAUCAUAAAAUUGCAGAAGAUUGGAUUGAAAAGUAUAAUCUCACAGAGUAUUUAAUGAGAGCUGAAGAUUGUAUUCAACAAGAACAAUCAAGAAUUUAUGCCAUCUUUCCCACUCACUUUUCACAAAACAAACUCAUGAAAAUUGUAGAUUUGGAAUUGUUGAAAAAUAAGGAACAACGUUUAUUAGAAAUGUCUGGAUCAGGAGUGAAAAUUCUAAUUCGAGAUGAAAAGAUGGAAGAUUUAAAAAGAUUGUAUCGACUCAUGAAUCGAGUAGAAGGAGGAUUAGAGCCAAUUGCUGAACUCUUUAAAGAAUAUUUAAUUUUUGUUGGAAAUGAAUUAUUUAGCAAACAUGAGAGAGCGACUUUGGAGAUGAUUAAGGGAGUACAAUCAAACAUGAGUAGUAGUAGUAGCAGUAUUAGUACUUCUAUUACUACAUCUUCUUCUUCUUUUACUACAUCCUCUUCUAUAGCUACUACAUCUUCUUCUUCUUCUUCUUCUGUUACUACAUCCUCUUCUAUUACCACUACUACUAAUAGUAGUAAUAGUUCCUCUAUGGAUACUAGCCCUCCUGAAACAAACACAAAAUCCUCUUCAGAUCCUCUCAAUAAUAUUAUUGAAUCAUCCAUCAUUUCUAAUGAAGUAUACACAAAAUGUGUGAGAUAUUUGAUUGAAUACUAUGUCAUUGAAUUGAUGGAAUUGCACAAAAAGAUGAAAAAUAUUGUGAAUGGUCCUUUUUGUAGAAAUGUCAUCUUCCACAAAGCCAUGUCAGAAGGUUUUAAACAAUUUGUGAAUAAGAAUAUUUCACUUGGUCAAUUUGAAAUCAGAGUAGUUCAAUUAUUUGCCUACUACACGGAUGAUAUUUUGAGAAAAAAGACAGAUGAUAAUUUAGAUUUAAUUGUUGAUUUUAUUCAAUUCUUUUCAGAUCGAGAUAUUUUCAUUGAAGAAUAUAGAAAGUUAUUUGCUGUUCGAUUACUAGUAACAGAUUAUCAAGAAUUAGAAGAACGUAUGAUGAUUUCUAAACUUAAAUAUCAUUACAGAGGAGUAGCAGAUAUUUACAAACUUGAGAAAAUGCUUGCUGAUAAGACAAUGACCAAUGACAUGAGACAAGACUUUCAAAAUUAUAUCUCACUGAAUAAUUUACAUCUUCCUUAUGAGGUGAAUGUGACUGUAUUAACAAUGGGAAUGUGGCCUUUAAAAGCUAAAGAAUAUAUGCAACUUCCAAAAGAGAUUGCUGACUCACAAAUGCUCUUCAAACAAUUUUAUGAUUCUAGAAAUGGAAAACGAGUGUUAAAAUGGGUAUAUUCCAAGAGUAUGGUUCAGUUACUGGCUCACUAUGCAAAAGGAAAUCAUUUAUUGGAAUUGACCACUCUACAGGCCUCCAUACUUUUACUAUUUAAUGACAACUCGUCAUUGACAUUGAAACAAAUUGAAGAACUCACUGGUUUGAGUUAUGACAACAUUGCGAUUCAUUCUCAGCAACAGCAGCAAGCAUCAAGUACCAUCAGACCAUUUGGAGCAGCUGCUUCCAAUUCAGAAUCGCAAUCAUCGUAUUCAUCCGAUAUUGAUUUGAAACAAGCUAUUGCAUCACUCACUACCGAGAAAUUACCCCUUCUUAUUCGUACUAACAAUGCUAGUAGUAGUGGAGAAUCGUCCAUCGUGCUCACUCUCAACGAAGCGUUUCAUAAUAGACUUCACAAAAUUAAGGUUCCUCUUCCCAGAGUAACCCAAAAAGAUAUUCAGAGCACACAAUCAUCUGUAUCUACAGAUCGAACUUAUAUUUUAGAUGCGUGUGUGGUUCGAGUGAUGAAAACAAGAAAGUCCAUGAACAUUCAGAGUCUAUUUAACGAGGUCGUGACGCAGCUCAUACCAAUUUUCACACCUGAUGUGAAACAAAUCAAGAAGAGAAUCGAGUCGUUAAUUGAAAGAGAUUUUUUAAAACGAGAUGAAGUUAAUAACACAAUAAUUCACUAUGUUGCCUAA
Naegleria lovaniensis is the source of this 3852-nucleotide messenger RNA. RefSeq lists its product as uncharacterized. Gene Ontology annotation, biological process: protein ubiquitination; ubiquitin-dependent protein catabolic process. The record is from RefSeq and is a predicted model, not a curated record. Bases 1 to 3852 code for a protein of 1283 amino acids. Gene Ontology annotation, molecular function: ubiquitin protein ligase binding. Gene Ontology annotation, cellular component: cullin-RING ubiquitin ligase complex. The transcript has a single exon. Lineage: Eukaryota; Heterolobosea; Eutetramitea; Acrasida; Naegleriidae.